Cataglyphis hispanica is the source of this 2349-nucleotide messenger RNA. Its product is annotated as carbohydrate sulfotransferase 9-like. Gene Ontology annotation, cellular component: membrane. Gene Ontology annotation, biological process: carbohydrate biosynthetic process. The transcript is spliced from 5 exons. The record is from RefSeq and is a predicted model, not a curated record. Bases 541 to 1602 code for a protein of 353 amino acids. Gene Ontology annotation, molecular function: sulfotransferase activity. Lineage: Eukaryota; Metazoa; Arthropoda; Insecta; Hymenoptera; Formicidae.
GUUUUACUUGAAUUAUGAAAAAAAAAUAUAUAUAUUUAUUGUCGAUUCGCGAUUUCAAAAAACAAGGUACUCUAUUUGAACAGCUGAACUAACGGAAUUAAUAUGCAGAGAACGAUCUCGGGUGUCUUCGACCGUGAUGUUCCCCACUCAAAUCUCAGGAGCGGACUUUCAUUUAUCGACAUCGAAUGAAUUUAUUCAUUCUUUCUAUUUUAUCAAAUCAUCUUUCGUUAAGAAACAUUAUUUCAAAAUUAACUCUGUUAUUAAAAAGACAUCCGAUGGUUUGAAGACACUCUGUAAACGAUAUUUUAUUACUGUGAUAAUACAUCAGCGAUCAACUCGGGGCCCGGUGAUACUUUAGAUCCCUCGCCAUCACAAUUGGUGAACACGAAACCGGUCAGUCUAUCGGUGCGUUGGCAGAAGAUGCAGAGAAUGUGCCUUGUAAACUUUAGAGAGAAUCCUAUCGUUCUACAGUUAUAAGUGACAGAUACGCGAAGUGAUUAUAUUUAUGAAUCAGGAAUAAAUUCAAACCGCGUCUCGAUUAUGUCGAGGCAACAGAGACGUGUGUUUUUCCGGUUACUUCAAAUCGCCGUUUGUCUUGGCGUUAUCUUGUCUACGUUAAAGUUAUCUAUUAUUAUUAUUGGAGAUGAGGAUAAACCUCUUCCCGUUGCCGAUGAAUUGAGAAAGCUGUUGAUCGAAGCUGAAAUGGACAACACACGACGAUUGUUGAAUGUCGAAAGAGUAUGUAAAAAGUAUAAUUUAGGCUCCUAUCGGAAGCUCGCAGAAGAUUCGUUGUUCAAACAUCCGCCCGCGCCGCAGUACAGCGUCUUCUACAUGGACAGAUUACACAAUAUAUCAUAUUGCCCGGUGUACAAAGCCGGUACUACGACCUGGCUCUACAAUCUCUGCCUAUUGAUGAAUGUGUCCGUGGAGACGCUGAAUAACGGCAGGGAACAAUUGUCAACUAUCGCCAGGAGGGAGAUACCGGAACUCGAGUACCCCGAGGCGAAACGAGUUCUAAACGCGAGUAGAAGGCUUUUGAUCGUUCGACAUCCGUUCGAGAGGCUGUUGAGCGCCUAUCGCGACAAACUCGAGAACUCUGUUGCCGGCCGGGAACAUGGGACAUUGCACUUUUAUCGCAAGUACGGAGCCAAGAUCGUGAAGAAAUAUCGCAGGAAUAAUUUUACGAAACCACGACCGGAUCAAGUGAUUCAGCGCGAUGAUAUACCGUCACCAGCCGGUGUGGAGCCGACUUUUCGAGAGUUUGUCGAUUACGUGAUCGACACUGAUCUCGGAAGUUACGGCGACGAUCACUGGAUGCCGUAUUAUCUUUAUUGCACGCCGUGCCUUGUCAAGUACAACAUUAUUGCGAAUGUGGAAUCGUUAUGGCGAGAUCAAGUAUAUGCGAUCAAUAAGUUAGGAUUACGGGACAAGAUCAAGCCCAGAUGGAGACAUAGUAACGGUCACGUCAACGCUUCCAGGAUAUACUUCCGUCAAUUAAACAGAGCAACGGUGCGAAAGCUGUAUGAAAAGCUGAGGCUGGACUUUGAGCUUUUCGAUUACUCACCCGAUAUUUAUUACGAGUACGCCACGUCCGCGGAUUAAUUGUACGUCAAUCAUAUGUAAUUGAAAUGACAUUCCUACGUCUAGCAAUUAUUUGUAAGACGUAAUUUUAUAAAAAUGACCCAGUGCGCCGCGAUGAUAUUCGGUAGAAAAUAUCGAUGCAAGAAAUAAGUACUUCGUGUACAUGAGAUUAAAGAAAAAAAAGAGCAAAAAAGAUAUGUUAAGGGCCUGUGUACGCGCGCACAUGUAACCCCGAUAAUUGAUGGAGCUUAAAUCACGUUACGUCACGCGACGAACUUUUGUCGACGAGAAUCGAUCGACCUACUUCUCACCGUCUACUAAUGUAUCGGACCGGCGACCUGUCCUAAAGUCAAGGGUCCUCGAAUGAGCAUGUUAAUCUCCGCCGCGAGUCGAAGCGGAGCGUUACCCUGCCUCGGCGAAAAUGUUAAUAAAUUAUCGUAUAAAGAAGAUCUCAAUGUUUGACAAGAUUUGACAAGAUAUAAAUACUUGUAUUCGCGUAUCUUAUUUUUCGACUCUUUAUGAUAUAUUAAAUUAUAUCAUAAAGUACUUUAAAUUAGUGCGAUCAACUUAUAACUCGAAAAAUUAAUUUGCACGAAAAAAAUCAAUAUAAAAUAUUUCGUGUUCUCGCUUUAUGUCAAAUUAAUUCGAUGUAUUAUUUAGGACAUUUUAUAGAGAUUGAAAAAUAUACAAUAGUUUUGGCAAUUAUAAUUUAAAAAGAUCUCAAGAAUUAUGAAAAACUCAUCUCGAUAUGAAAUCGCAAGAGAUUUA